AUGGGUCUUCAAUUAGCAUGGAUUGGUCUUGGAAACAUGGGCAGAGGCAUGUGCAAGAACCUCGUAGAGAAAGGUCAACUCGAUAAACCCCUCAUACUCUACAACCGAACAACAAAGCGUGCAGAAGAUCUCAGUGAAUCCCUUCCAUCAGGCAAAUCCACCGUCUCUUCAUCUAUUGCAGAUCUAGUUUCCAAAUCCGAUAUCAUCUUUACAUGCGUAGGAGACGAUACUGCCAUUAAUGAGACAAUCGAUGCAGGUAUCAAGAAUGGUGCGGCUGGAAAAAUCUUCGUCGAUUGUUCGACUGUUCAUCCAGAUACCACGGAAGGAUUAGCAAAAAAGAUUAUUGUUGCUGGAGGAAGCUUUGUUGCAUGCCCAGUUUUUGGUGCUCCGGCCAUGGCAGAAAGUGGACAACUUAUUUGCGUACUUGCUGGACCAAAAGAAAGUGUAGACAAGGUCAAGCCUUACACUAAAGGAGUUAUGGGCAAAGCCAUCAUCGAUUUCGGUGGACAACCAGUUGGAAAAGCAACACUGUUGAAGGUUAUUGGAAAUACCUUUGUUCUUAAUAUGGUCGAGGUUCUUUCCGAAGGUCAUGUCCUUGCAGAGAAAACUGGCUUGGGCACAGAGAACCUUCAUCAAUUUAUCGAAGCAUUAUUCCCAGGUCCAUAUUCUGCAUAUUCGAGCAGAAUGUUAUCGGGCGAUUAUCAUAAACGGGAAGAACCAUUAUUUGCAGUUGACUUGGCCAGAAAGGAUGCAAGACAUGCAAUGGCAUUAGCGAAGAGUGCUGGUACUCAAAUGAAGGUAGUUGAAGUCGCAGAUGCUCAUUUGGAGCAAGUGAAGAAUCACAGGGGAGAAGCUGGUGAUAUCGGUGCCAUUUAUGGAGCUGUUAGACAGGAAGCUGGCCUUCAAUUUGAGAACUAG
Molecule: messenger RNA, 918 nt
Organism: Sclerotinia sclerotiorum 1980 UF-70
Lineage: Eukaryota; Fungi; Ascomycota; Leotiomycetes; Helotiales; Sclerotiniaceae
Exons: 2
Coding region: 1-918 (305 amino acids)
Molecular function (GO): NADP binding; oxidoreductase activity, acting on the CH-OH group of donors, NAD or NADP as acceptor; NAD binding
Source: RefSeq, a predicted model, not a curated record